Lachnellula hyalina is the source of this 711-nucleotide messenger RNA. RefSeq names its product Protein ras-2 (gene ras-2). Gene Ontology annotation, molecular function: GDP binding; GTP binding; GTPase activity. Bases 1 to 711 code for a protein of 236 amino acids. NCBI's taxonomy places the organism in Eukaryota, Fungi, Ascomycota, Leotiomycetes, Helotiales, Lachnaceae. Gene Ontology annotation, cellular component: plasma membrane. Gene Ontology annotation, biological process: signal transduction. The record is from RefSeq and is a predicted model, not a curated record. The transcript has 2 exons.
AUGGCGGGCAAGAUGGUGCUCUACAAGCUGGUGGUGCUAGGAGAUGGAGGUGUUGGGAAGACAGCCUUGACUAUACAACUUACUUUGCAACAUUUCGUUGAAACUUAUGAUCCCACAAUCGAAGAUUCUUAUAGAAAGCAAGUAGUGAUAGAUGGACAAUCAUGCAUGCUAGAAGUCCUCGAUACAGCCGGUCAGGAGGAAUACACAGCUUUACGAGACCAAUGGAUCCGUGACGGAGAAGGCUUUGUACUGGUCUACAGCAUUUCCUCACGAUCAUCUUUCACCCGCAUUACGAGAUUCCAUAACCAGAUCCAGCGAGUCAAGGAAUCCUCGGCCUCAUCACCUUCGUUUAUAGGAUCUCCAAUAUCAUCAAACAUGCCUUCAGCGCCAGUUCCAAUAAUGUUGGUUGGAAACAAGAGCGAUAGAGUGACAGAGCGGGAAGUUUCUACACAAGAAGGGCAUGCUCUAGCACGAGAAUUGGGAUGCGAAUUUGUUGAAGCAUCCGCCAAGAACUACAUCAAUGUCGAGAAGGCUUUCUAUGACGUUGUGAGGCAAUUGCGCCGGCAACGCAUGCAGAACAGCCCAAGAUCAAUGCAAGGGACCGGAAGAGGUACACGGAACGGCUCAGGCGAUGGGCUUCAAAGAGACAGCACAAGGACUUACCGCAAUGAUCGUGCGAAAGGAGAUAAGAAGAAGUGUGUCAUAUUAUGA